UACUAUUUUUUAACAAGAACCACAACCAAAAAUUAGGAUUAAGUCCACUGAAAUAUCGCUUUUUUCAAGUUUUACAGAUUGUUCUUUCAGUUUAUUAAUCUGCUACUUGUAGUGAAAGUUGGUUAUUUGCUCCUAUAAUUAGCACCAGUGUAAGAGAUUAAAGUCAAAAAUGGACACAAUUACAUUUGAGCAAAUGCAGCAAUAUGAGCACGACGAAAACGUAUUGAUUAUUGAUGUCAGAGAACCUGAUGAAAUUAAAAAUACUGGACUUAUUGGAGACAGUAUUAACAUUCCAUUAAGCAGCUUAGAAAAUGCGUUAAAAAAAAUGUCAGAAGCUGAUUUCCUAAGAGAAUAUGGUAAGUCCAAGCCUGAGAAUGAUUCUCUUGUGAUCUUCACAUGUAAAUUGGGAGGGCGAGCCACCAAAGCCGGUGAUAUUGCGAAAGAAUUGGGAUUGAAUAAAGUCGGAGUUUACAAAGGAAGUUGGACUGAGUGGUCGCAAAAAUUAAACUUGGUAUAAAUUGGAGUCUGUUUAUUAUUAUUAUUGUUAAUUAUCAUUAAAUAUACAUAAUAUGAUUCUA
Messenger RNA from Aethina tumida (small hive beetle), 578 nucleotides. RefSeq names its product rhodanese domain-containing protein CG4456. The transcript is spliced from 4 exons. The record is from RefSeq and is a predicted model, not a curated record. Gene Ontology annotation, molecular function: thiosulfate-cyanide sulfurtransferase activity. Lineage: Eukaryota; Metazoa; Arthropoda; Insecta; Coleoptera; Nitidulidae. The coding region runs from base 170 to 517 and encodes 115 amino acids. Gene Ontology annotation, cellular component: mitochondrion.